Leptosia nina is the source of this 1821-nucleotide messenger RNA. NCBI's taxonomy places the organism in Eukaryota, Metazoa, Arthropoda, Insecta, Lepidoptera, Pieridae. The record is from the annotation of a GenBank genome assembly.
AUGGAUUGGCAACUAACAUGUCGAGUAUGUCUGGAAACAGGAGAUAUGGUUUCCUUGUUCGACUGGGACGAGAACAAUGAUCAACUCAGUGAUAAAUACACAGCUUGUUGCGGCGUCGAGGUCACGAAAAAUGAUACAUUGCCGACGCUAAUAUGUCUGAACUGUGUAGAUCGUCUAACAUUUGCUUAUCAGUUCAAACAACAAUGUUUAUCUUCCAAUGAAACUUUAAAAGAAUGUUUAGAAGAGUUCCUGAAGACUUCGACGCUAUCAGGCACCAGUGAGAAAGGUGAAAACAAAAAAUCAGAGACAGAAACCAUUACAAUAAAGCAAGAGAAUGGUCUUCUCUUACAAUAUGAAUUACCUGUGGAGCAUGACCCAUCAACACAAUGGACGAGACGGCUUAUCAGCACUGAAAAUAAUUCAGUUGUCAUCAAAGCACCUGAACCAAAGAAAAGAGGACGGCCACGUAAAUAUCCCAAUCAACAAGGAAAAAUUGAUACAUCACCAUACCAAAGGAAGAAACCGUUAGAACCAAGUAAAGAACCUGAAUCAUUGACUGCCCUAAUAGCAUCUGGUUCGUUGGAGUUAAAACAAGAACCAGAAGAGGCGGAAGACGGACUAUUUGAGCUUGAUGGCGGAGGUGAAUCUGAUCCAGAUUUUAUACCAGGUGAAGAGCAAGAUGAUGAUCUGAAGUUACAGGACUCCCCUGCACCCAAAAAGCGAGGUCGCCCACGAAAAAUUCGACCUCCAAAAGAAGAUAAGCAGAUGAAAAUCAAAGAAGAGGAUACAGAAGAUAUGCUACUCAAAGAGACCAUAAUGGCAUUCUCUGAGCCAAUACCUGAACACAUCCUCAACCCCAAGCCGAAAAAGAAAAAGCAACCACAGAAAAGGAAGAAAUAUGUAUACUCUAAGACUCAUGUUUGUGAGACUUGUGGUGCAUCCUUCACAUCCAACGCAUCACUCCAGGCUCAUAUAAGAAGACAUUUGGGCAUCAAACCAUUUGUUUGCAGUAUAUGCGGGUACGCGUGCGUAAUGAAUAUGGAGUUGCGUCGCCACAUGUUCCGACAUACUGGUGUCCGUCCUUACAAGUGUCGUGUCUGCGAACGCCGCUUUGGAGACUUUGGCAGCCGUCAGAAGCAUGAGAGGCGAGUUUCCACUGUACUAUGUAAUAUCGGUCUUACAGCAAUGGCUGCCAUUUUUAGUUGUUGCGGCUACUCAUCGGUGUGCAAGGAGGCACUUAAGCGUCACAUGGUCAAACAUUCGGGUGAGAAACCUUACAAGUGUCGGUAUUGCGAUAAGAGUUACACGGAUCACGGUACGCGACAGAAGCACCAGCGGUUGCACAUGGGCAUACGUCCGUACCAAUGCUCGUUGUGCGGAAAAUCGUUCACAUAUUCGUACGUACUCGCGAACCACAUGCUCACUCACACGGGCGAGAAGAAGUAUUCAUGUGAGAUAUGCAACAAGAAAUUCACCAAGGCCCACCACCUCAAGUACCACAACAAGGUGCAUCACAAGGAACUCUACAUCCAGCAGCAGCUGGAGCUGGAAGCCAAGAAGAUGCGACAGCAAAUCAACGUGAGCAACAUCUCGGGUGUCAUAUCGGGACAAAUCGUCGACGGGCAACUGCAGCUUACGCACUUACCUGAAGAUGGAGAGCAUGACUCUCAUAUGGAGGUAAUCGAAGAGGAGGAGAACGAAAAUCUAGAUCGAAAUGAAACAGAUCGGGCAGUUGCUGAAAUGCAAGCGGUCGUCUUAGAUGGGGACUUUGAAGGGGACGACGAUUUGAAAACUCGUAUCAUUAGCCAUGAAGAUAUCUAA